AGGGUAUUUCACAAUGUGAACUUAUCUGAUGCAUCCCUUCGUUUUUCUAUGGUGAUAUUUGUUUUGAUGGUUCCACCCCUCCUAAGUGAUGCUCUCCAAAAUAUACUGAUUACAGAUCCUGACCGUCAGAUGCAUAUUACAUCUUAUAGUUCAGUAAUAAAAAGGCAAGAAGAGUAUCCAACAGAAGUGUUAGGCUCUGGCCUUUGCAAUUGUCCCAGCAUUUCUUCAAUGGUUUCAAUGGCAAUUGAGAAUCAAAUCCAUGAUGGUUUUAGUGUAAUCUUUACGCAAAAUAUGGUCGUCAAGGCCAGCAGUAGUGCUUCCUCGCCACCCCAUGUCCUGACCCUCUCUAACCUCGACCUCCUUUCAGGCCGUUUCCCUGUCACUUACUUCUACGUCUACAGGAAACCACCAGCUGAGAGCUUCGCUUCCGUUCUCAAUGGCCUCACGAGCUCCCUUGCCGAUACGCUCACUCAUUACUACCCAUUUGCAGGCCGAAUUGUAACAAACGCCAAGACCAGCGAGCCGGAGAUCAUCUGUGACAACCACGGCGCCCUUGUCGUCGAAGCCCACGCCAACAUUCCCUUGGACGAGCUAGACUAUUACAAUCUCGACCAGUUUCUACAAGGAAAACUGGUCUCCAUCAACCACGAAUACCCUCUGCAUGUCCAAGUUACGAAUUACACUUGUGGGGGCAUCUCUAUUACCUUCACCUUUGAUCAUGCUCUUGGUGACGCAAGUUCCUUCGGUAGGUUUCUUCUGGCAUGGUCGGAGAUAGCUCAAGGAAAGACGAUUUCUUGCAUACCGGAUCACCGGAGGAAUCUCGUAGCUCGUAGUCCUCCCACUUAUGACCCCUCCCUAGACGAUGCUUUCAUCUCCUGCAGCAUAGAGGAGAUAGCCAACAUACCCACAAAGCACACCUUGCUCAAGCUUCUCUAUCACAUAGAUGCAUCGAGUGUCGAUCGGCUGCAAAGGCUUUCCUGUGUGGAUGGCGUGAAGAGAACAAAGAUUGAGGCUUUCUCAGCCUACAUAUGGAAGGUGAUGGUGAGGACGAUUGAGGAGUCUGAAACCCACUGCAAGAUGGGUUGGUUGGUGGAUGGAAGGACAAGGAUGUGCAGGGACGACCCAAAUUAUUCCAUGGCUAACUACAUAGGAAAUGUCUUGUCCGUGGUCUUUGGAGAGGCAAGUGUGGAAGAUUUGAAGCGGGGGUCACUCUCAGAUGUUGCUAGGAUUGUUCAUGGUGCAAUUGCAAAGGCCACUAAUGAAGCUCACUUCUUGGAUUUGAUCGAUUGGGUUGAGUCUCACAGGCCUGGGCUGAUGCUAUCCAGGAUUGUGCUGGGUCGGGGUGGGCCUGCUCUGGUUUUGUCAUCUGGGCGUCGGUUUCCAGUGGCUGAAAUGAACUUUGGGUUUGGGCCUCCAGUCCUCGGGACGGUCUGUACGACUGUUGAGAAGAUUGGAGUUGGAUACAUGAACCAACGGCCUAGUGCAAGGGGUGAUGGCUCAUGGGUCGUCUCUGCAAUUCUAUGGCCUGAAUUGGCUGAUGCUUUGGAGUCGGAUCCUGAGCGAAUUUUCCAGCCGAUGUCCAGAACUCACCUUGGGCUCUGAAUGAUGAUCACAAAAUGAAAUCCCUCCGGAUGCUCUGGUUUAGAAUGAGUGGUAGUUUAAGACUUUAAGCCUUUAAGGCUAGCUUUGUAUCAUUACGUGUUAACACAUUAACCUUUAUUGUAUACUAAAUCAAUACGACUAUUAAUGGUUAGAACUUAUAACUUAGAAGAA
Molecule: messenger RNA, 1773 nt
Organism: Nelumbo nucifera (sacred lotus)
Lineage: Eukaryota; Viridiplantae; Streptophyta; Magnoliopsida; Proteales; Nelumbonaceae
Product: HXXXD-type acyl-transferase family protein
Molecular function (GO): acyltransferase activity, transferring groups other than amino-acyl groups
Source: RefSeq, a predicted model, not a curated record